This is a messenger RNA of Orbilia oligospora ATCC 24927, 636 nucleotides long. RefSeq lists its product as uncharacterized. The transcript is spliced from 2 exons. NCBI's taxonomy places the organism in Eukaryota, Fungi, Ascomycota, Orbiliomycetes, Orbiliales, Orbiliaceae. The record is from RefSeq and is a predicted model, not a curated record. Bases 1 to 636 code for a protein of 211 amino acids.
AUGUCCGUUGAAGUAACUCAGCUCCACAGUGAGAUCGAGGCCAUCGUCGAGAAGUUCGACGUUGUUGCCAGAAUCAAGGAUAUCCAGGAGGGCGGUGACGUCCGUUCUUCCGUUCCCGUCACAAUCGCCGUCACCACUGACGCCACCAUCUCCCUCCUCAAAGAAAAAUCCACCAUCGGCGAAUCCACCGAAGCCCCAGAAAGCCUCGGCAAGGGCGACAAGGCCACCUUCAAGGUCACCCAAGGCGACGAACUCAAAUACUCCGUCACCGCCGGCGACUUCACCGGUGACUUCAAGAUCGUUUUCGAGAUUGACAAGUCCUCACCAAAGCUAAAGCUCAGCGACGAACUCGAGGCCGACGACGUCCCAGUUGGAUUCGAAACCACAAAGACCGAGACUAAGACCGAGAUUGAAAUCGAACGUGAAGUCGAGGUUGAGAAGGAAUGGACCAAGGGAAAGAGACCGGAGAGGGAGACUAGCAAGAAGACCAAACAGGAGGCUAAGGCUGGUCCUAACUCCUUCCAACACCAGGUCGAGACUAAGUUCGAGCAGGAGACUGAUAAGAGCGAGUCGAAGGUUGAGACUGAGACCGAGAUUAGCAGCAAGAAGAUCGAGGUUGAGUAUGUUAUCUACUAA